Molecule: messenger RNA, 3879 nt
Organism: Vanderwaltozyma polyspora DSM 70294
Lineage: Eukaryota; Fungi; Ascomycota; Saccharomycetes; Saccharomycetales; Saccharomycetaceae
Exons: 1
Coding region: 1-3879 (1292 amino acids)
Biological process (GO): nuclear-transcribed mRNA catabolic process; rRNA catabolic process
Cellular component (GO): nucleus
Molecular function (GO): 5'-3' RNA exonuclease activity; RNA binding
Source: RefSeq, a predicted model, not a curated record
AUGGGUAUACCGAAAUUCUUUAGAUACAUCUGUGAAAGAUGGCCUUUGAUUUUACAAUUAAUUGAAAAUGAUAACGUCCCAGAAUUCGAUAAUUUAUAUUUGGAUAUGAAUUCUAUUCUUCACUCGUGUAGUCAUGGUGAUAGAGGAGAUACAGAAGGAAUCAUUAAACCGUUGACGGAAGAAGAAAUAUUUACAAGAAUAUUUAUUUAUAUCGAUCAUCUGUUCCAAUUGAUAAAACCAAAAAAGGUAUUUUACAUGGCAAUUGAUGGUGUAGCUCCAAGAGCUAAGAUGAAUCAACAAAGAUCUCGUAGGUUUAGAACCGCAAUGGAAAAUGAAAAAGCGAUGAAUAAAAUUAUCGAAAAUGGUGGGGUCAUAUCAGAAGAGAUUAAACCGUUUGAUCCCAACGCAAUCACGCCAGGUACUACCUUUAUGGAAAAGUUGACUAAAUAUUUAAAAUACUUUAUUCACGAUAAAAUUUCAAAUGAUAUAAAUUGGGCAAAUAUUGAAAUCAUUUUGUCUGGUCAUGAAGUCCCAGGUGAAGGUGAACAUAAAAUAAUGGAUUAUAUAAGGAAGAAAAGAUCUCAAAAGGGUUAUAAUCCCAAUCUAAGACAUUGUAUUUAUGGUUUAGAUGCAGACUUGAUUAUUUUGGGACUAUCAACACAUGCCCCACAUUUUGCUAUAUUAAGGGAAGAAGUUACCUUUACCAAAACUUUGAAAAAUAAAAAGACAGGCCUAGAGUUACAAAGGUUUUAUUUUUUACAGCUCUCAUUACUGAGAGAAUAUCUGGAACUGGAAUUUAAAGAUAUUGCCAAUAAGCUGAAAUAUAAGUAUGAUUUUGAAAGAAUUUUAGAUGAUUUCAUAUUGAUAUUGUUUGUGAUUGGUAAUGAUUUUUUGCCGAAUUUGCCAGAUUUACAUUUAAAUAAAGGCGCAUUUCCUGUAAUCUUGGAAACAUUCAAGUUGUCGUUACUUAGUUCAGAAGGGUAUAUAAAUGAAAAUGGGACAAUUGAUUUAAAAAGAUUGAGCACUUGGAUUGACUAUUUAUCUAAAUUUGAGCUGAUGAAUUUCAAACAAAAGGAAUUUAAUGAAGAAUGGUUUAAUAAACAACUGAUUGCACUUGCAAAAGAAAAACAAGCCGAUUCUAAAGGAAACAAAUUACUUAUAAACAACAGAAGAAAAAUAUUAUCUAAGAUAGAAAAUUGGAUAAAUGAAGAAGUAUUUGCAAACCAAUUGAUUAAUGAAAAUGUCGAAUUAAGAUUGAAAAGAAAUGUCAUUAUAGGCAAUUCAGAUUUUUUUAAAGCUUUGUGCAAAGAUCUCUCGUUGGAAAUAGUAAAAGAUAAGAAGAAAAAUGAAUAUCUAAUACAUCCAAUAUUUAAAGAGAAUCAGGGAGAGGUGGAAACUACCGAACUGGGAUUACAAUACGAGGAAAUGAAAAAUGUCCUGAAAAAACAUAAGGAUAGCUAUAAGGAAUUUCACUCAACGCCGGAUAAGUUACCGAAACUUGACAAGCUUGAUGAAUUUAAUAACGAAUCAUUCACAAAGAUGAAGUCAUCAUAUUAUCUAAGGAAGUUAUCAAUUGAUAUAACUGACGAGGAAAAAGUUACGGAUUUGGCAAAAAAUUAUGUAGAAGGAUUACAGUGGGUGAUGUAUUAUUAUUAUCGUGGGUGUGCAUCAUGGGGAUGGUUUUACAGAUAUCACUAUGCUCCAAGAAUAUCUGACAUAUACUUGGGAUUAAAUCAAAAAAUUCAAUUCGAAAAGGAUGAUCCUUUUACACCUUUUCAACAAUUAAUGGCAGUUUUGCCGGAAAGGUCAAAGGAAUUAAUACCUACCAUUUUUAGGCCCUUGAUGUAUAACCAAGAUUCCCCAAUCUUGGAUUUUUAUCCGUCAGAGGUUAAACUAGAUCGUAAUGGGAAAUCAGCGGAUUGGGAAGCAGUAGUAUUGAUUAGCUUUGUAGAUCAGGAGAGAUUGGUAGCUGCAAUGGAACCCCUUUUAAAAGACUUGGAACCAAAAGAUGCUAGAAGAAAUAAAUUCGGUACUGACAUUUUGUUUUUAUAUGAAAAUGUAGAGAAAGAGAAUUACAGAUCGCCUAACAUAAAUAUAUUUCCUGAUAUUUUCUCAGAUAAGUGUCACGAAGAAAUAUUUUCACUGGAAAUACCUGAAAAGUUACAGUAUGGACUUUUACCUGGUACAUUCUUAAGACAAAAAUUAUUAUUUGGAUUCCCUACAUUAUAUACUCUACAAUUUAUGGGGAAACAGGGUAUGCUUGGGUGUAAAAUAUUUGAGAAUCCAUCAAAACAAGAGACUAUGUCAUUAAUUAUUCAUAAUAGAAAAAAAGAGGACUCUGCAUCCAUUGAAGAUUUUUCAACAAGGUAUUUAGGAAAAACGAUUUAUAUACAUUGGCCAUACCUAAAGGAAUCUAAAUUACAUUCGAUAUACAAUGAUGGAAGAUUUUACGAACUACAAUUCAUUCCAGAUAAAUUAGGGCAUAAGCAUAAGAAAUUUGUCACAAGGUCAGCAACUAGUGAAGAAAAAGCAAUUAUGAAUAAAAUGAAAGAUAAAUGGAGUAGGAAUUUAAAAAAUCAGGGAGGUAUCAUAACUGAACCAAUCCAUUCUCUAGUUGUUGUAAACAGAUUUAAAGGAUUUGGUAAAUCUAGAAAAGAUGCAUUAAUAAGGUCAUAUGAGGAAGAGGUAGAGUAUUAUCCCCUUCAGCUGGUAAUUGAAAAGGUGAUGCAUAAUAUGGAAAUUGCACUACUGAACUCACAAGAUCAGUUAAGGACGGAAUAUAAGAUAGGUUCUACUUUUGUUUACUUGGGUGAUAAUUUAUAUGGUGCAAAAGCUAAAAUUAUUGAACUUGACGAAAAUAAUAAAUUUGUUGUGGAAAUUGAACCUUUUAAUUCGAACAAUGAAAAUAUGUUAAAGAGAUUUAGAAUAAAGGAUAAGGAAAAUAUUAAAUAUUAUCCUUCAUUUGUUUUAGCUAAAAUGCUUAAGAUCUCAAGCUUGGCUUUAUCACGCAUAACUUCGAAAUAUAGAAUUACUGACAUGUCUGGUCAACAAAUUAAUGUCGGACUUCCUUUAAAGAACCCAGGUCGUGAUAUUAAAGUUGAAGGUUAUUCAAGGAAAUUGCUCAAUUUCUGGGAAUUCUCACAUGCUACUCUCGACUUGAUUAUAUCAUUCAAAUCUACAUUCCCAGAAUUAUUUAAUGAUUUAACGAAAGAAGGACCAAAAAUAACAUCAGCUGAGAAUAUUCUCAUGAAUAUGACUAGCGAAAACAGAUCGUUAUUACUUCAGAAAGCAAGGACUUGGAUUAAAGAAAACACAAAGGAUUUGGAAUUGGUGCCUGUUACAAGUAAGCAAUUAUCUGGUAGUGUUGUUAGAGAGAUUGAACUGAUAGUACAGAAGCAAAAAAGUGACAACAGUGAAAAAAAGCCCCUGCGUUUUUCAAAUAUUAUUAGUCAAUAUUUAUUGAAUCCUUAUGAAUCCUCUAUUUUGUUAGAAACACAAAACUUCUUAUUAGGUGAUAAAGUAAGAUAUAUAUUAAAAUCAGGACUGGUACCAGAAGGCUCCAUUGGUACCGUUAUUUCACUUCGGACUGUAGCAAAGCUUUUAUAUAUUGACGUGUUAUUUGAUGAUGAAUUUCUAGGAGGUAGGACCUAUGGGGAUGUUAUUACAACUGGGAGAGUAAUGGCAGUUAAAUGUACAUCUUUAUUGAAUUUAACAUCAACAUCGUUACUUGCACGUGGUACAAAUCCUAAAAAGUUGGAAAGAAGUGUUGCCAAGAUCGUAACUGGAUCGAAAAAGGAAGUUAAUAAGAAUUCUGGAAUGAAACAGAAAGGAGAUAAAUCUAUUCCGGUGACUUCAAAAAAGAAAUUUAUAUUUAAAUGA